AUGCUUCAUCCCAACAAUACAUACUUCCACCCUUCUUCCUUCCUUCUGAUUGGGAUCCCUGGGUUGGAAGAUGUGCACAUGUGGGUGGGCUUCCCCUUCUUUGUGGUCUAUGUAGUAGCCCUCCUGGGGAACAGUACCAUCCUCUUUGUGAUCUACACUGAGUGUCGGCUCCACCAACCCAUGUUUUACUUCCUGGCCAUGUUGGCUGUCACAGACCUUGGCCUGUCCACAGCCACCAUCCCCAAGAUGCUGGGCAUUUUCUGGUUCAAUCUCAAGGAGAUUGUGUUUGGUGCUUGCAUCACACAGAUGUACAUUAUUCACACAUGCACAAGCCUGGAGUCCGUGGUGCUGACGGUCAUGGCCAUCGAUCGCUAUGUUGCCAUCUGCAACCCCCUGAGAUAUAGCAUGAUCCUCACCAAUAAGGUGGUGGCCCUUCUGGGCGUACUCAGCAUAGUCAGGACUUUGAUGUUCAUGACUCCGUUCAUAUUCCUCAUCCUGAGACUUCCUUUCUGUGGUGUCCGGAUUAUUCCCCACACCUAUUGUGAACACAUGGGUUUGGCCAAGUUAGCCUGUGCCAGUAUAAGAGUCAAUGUCAUCUACGGCUUGGUUGCCUUUUCAGUGGGCUACAUCGACCUUUCUGUGAUCGGGUUUUCUUACGUCCAAAUCCUCCGCGCUGUCUUCCGCCUGCAGUCCUGGGAUGCCCGGAUCAAGGCGCUCAGCACUUGCAGCUCCCACGUCUGUGUCAUGGUGGCGUUCUACGUGCCAGCCUUCUUCUCCUUCCUGACACACCGCUUUGGCCACAACAUCCCUCAUUACAUCCACAUACUUGUGGCUAAUCUGUAUGUGGUUGUUCCCCCUGCCCUUAAUCCUGUUAUUUAUGGGGUCAGGACCAAACAGAUAAGAGAACGUGUACUGAGGAUACUUAAUUCUAAAUCUUUUAACUAA
Messenger RNA from Condylura cristata (star-nosed mole), 945 nucleotides. RefSeq names its product olfactory receptor 52E5-like. The transcript has a single exon. Gene Ontology annotation, biological process: G protein-coupled receptor signaling pathway. Gene Ontology annotation, molecular function: G protein-coupled receptor activity; olfactory receptor activity. Gene Ontology annotation, cellular component: membrane. The record is from RefSeq and is a predicted model, not a curated record. NCBI's taxonomy places the organism in Eukaryota, Metazoa, Chordata, Mammalia, Eulipotyphla, Talpidae. The coding region runs from base 1 to 945 and encodes 314 amino acids.